AUGAAUAAAAUGGAUGAGGCAGCUGGUGAUUUAAAACAGGCACUUCCAAAUGUGUGUGAUUCUGUGCAGAUACAUGUAGAAGUUCAUCAGAAAUCAAACAGCACCUCAAAGAAAGAAGAUAUCAGGCUGAGUGUCUUAAAGCUGCUAAACAGACAUAACAUCGUUUUUGGUGAUUACACAUGGACUGAGUUUGAUGAUGGUUUUCUGAACAACAAUGUGCAGUCUGUGUCAAUUGUGGACACAGAGCUAAAACUGAAAGAAAGACAGCCCAUUAACUUGAGCAAGUGCAAUCUCUCGAUUCAUAUUUUUCAUCUGAAUGACGAAGGACCAAGCACUGAAAAUCUAGAGGAAGAGAAUGAGAAUAUUGUUGCAGCCAACCACUGGGUGCUGCCUACAGUUGAAUUCCAUGGUCUUUGGGAGAGCCUUGUGUAUGACACUGAAGUAAAAUCGCAUCUACUUGACUAUGUGAUGACAACUUUACUGUUUUCUGACAAAAAUGUUGACAGCAACCUGAUAUCCUGGAACAGAGUUGUCUUGCUGCAUGGUCCUCCAGGAACUGGUAAAACUUCACUCUGCAAAGCAUUGGCUCAGAAGCUGACCAUUAGACUUUCAUACAGGUACAGAUAUGGACAGUUAAUUGAGAUAAACAGUCAUAGCCUCUUCUCUAAGUGGUUUUCUGAGAGUGGCAAACUUGUAACCAAGAUGUUUCAGAAGAUUCAAGAGUUAAUUGACGAUAAAGAUGCUCUUGUAUUUGUACUGAUUGAUGAGGUUGAAAGUCUCACAGCAGCUCGUAGUGCUUUCCGAGCAGGCACAGAGCCUUCAGAUGCUAUCCGUGUGGUGAAUGCUGUAUUGACACAAAUAGAUCAAAUUAAAAGGUAUCCCAAUGUUGUAAUCUUGACUACUUCAAAUAUUACAGAGAAAAUUGACACAGCCUUUGUAGACAGGGCUGAUAUAAAGCAAUAUAUUGGACCUCCAUCUGCUGCAGCAGUAUUCAGAAUAUAUUUUUCUUGCUUGGAAGAACUGAUGAAGCGUCAGAUAAUAUAUCCUCGACAGCAGCUGCUGACACUCAGAGAGUUAGAGAUGAUUGGUUAUGUAGAAAAUAAUGUGUCACGGCUGAGUCUUGUAUUAAAAGAAAUUGCAAGGAAAAGUGAAGGACUUAGUGGCCGUGUCCUGAGGAAACUUCCUUUUCUAGCACAUGCACUUUAUAUUCAAUGUCCUAACGUUACAAUGGCAGUGUUUCUUCAGGCUCUUUCACUUGUAGUGGACAAACAAUUUGAAGAAAGAAAGAAACUUGCAGACUGCUUUUGA
This is a messenger RNA of Emys orbicularis (European pond turtle), 1308 nucleotides long. RefSeq names its product thyroid hormone receptor interactor 13 (gene TRIP13). NCBI's taxonomy places the organism in Eukaryota, Metazoa, Chordata, Testudines, Emydidae. Gene Ontology annotation, cellular component: chromosome; nucleus. The transcript is spliced from 13 exons. Gene Ontology annotation, molecular function: ATP binding; ATP hydrolysis activity. The record is from RefSeq and is a predicted model, not a curated record. The coding region runs from base 1 to 1308 and encodes 435 amino acids. Gene Ontology annotation, biological process: reciprocal meiotic recombination; meiotic recombination checkpoint signaling.